Melitaea cinxia (Glanville fritillary) is the source of this 2845-nucleotide messenger RNA. RefSeq names its product F-BAR domain only protein 2. The transcript has a single exon. Bases 18 to 2693 code for a protein of 891 amino acids. The record is from RefSeq and is a predicted model, not a curated record. Gene Ontology annotation, cellular component: clathrin-coated vesicle; cytoplasm; plasma membrane. NCBI's taxonomy places the organism in Eukaryota, Metazoa, Arthropoda, Insecta, Lepidoptera, Nymphalidae. Gene Ontology annotation, biological process: clathrin-dependent endocytosis; clathrin coat assembly.
CCUUUGUACCCGCAAAGAUGAGUGUCAACUUUGUAGAUUAUUUCGCCAACGAGCACAAUGGAUACGAUAUAUUAUAUCAAAACAUGAAAUACGGACUGAUAGCUAGCAAAGAGCUCUCGGAGUAUCUUAGAGAGAGAUCGAAUAUAGAGGAGUCUAAUUCAAAACUCUUGGCUAAAUUAGCUAAACAAGCGAAUAGCAACUGCGCUCAGGGCACAUUUGCACCUUUUUGGGGUGUUCUUAAAUGUUCUGCCGAAAAAUUAUCGAAUUUACAUCAACACAUGUUUCAAAAAGUAAGUGAGCUUGUGAAGGAUGUUGCUAGAUAUGCAGAUGAGCUCCAUAAGAAGCACAAAGCCGUUAAAGAUUCAGAGUCAAGUACACUGGAGGUUGUACUACUCAUACAAAACACAAAACAAGCCUUACAAAAAGCAAAAGAUGUUUACACAUCAAAAUCCGCUGAGUUAGAGAAACUUAGAAAGGAAAACGCAUCAGCUAAAGAUAUAGAGAAAGCUGAGGUUAAAAUAAAAAAGUUGCAUGAAGACUAUAGACAGUUAGCAGAGAAAUAUAGCUUAGUGAAACAAGAUUUUGAGAAAAAGAUGACACAAACUUGUAAACAUUUUCAGGAUGUUGAGGAGGCCCACUUGAAGCAAAUGAAACAGUUCGUAAAUUCUUACGCAGAUAUAAUUCAAAACAAUCAUGACCUGAUGGGCCAGGUCCACAGAGAUUUUAAGCACCAGUGCUUAGAACUAACUGUCGACAAACUACUUGAACAGUUCCUUGUUGAGAAAUACAAUUCAUUAGAGAAGCCAACUUUAGUAGAGCUACCUCCAUCAUUACCAAAGCCUGGUUCUGCUAAUAACUCUAUAUCAGAAGUGGAUCAGAUAUCAACAGUUUCCAAUGGCUCUCACAAGCCAACACAACCAGCUAAAGCGCCCAAAAAAGAACCAUCUUUUGCUACUAAAACCUCAAGAAGAACUACUUCCCUUCUUAAUUUGUUUACACCAAACUUUCAAAGUAAAGAUGAGCCGAGUGUAAGUAACGAAGGUGCAGCUCCAUGUUCAGCACCUUCAAGUCCAAGUGGAACUCCAGCUACACCUGUAGCUCCGGACAAAGAGGAUAACAUGAAUCGAACUACACUGAGAGAAUCAAAAUGGUUCCUUAGAAGCCGAAGAACUAAGACUAAACUGAAAAAAUCAAAAAAGAAAAAAGAUGAAAUUUCUGAAAACUCUAAUGUUGGUGAUAGGUCUGAUUUUGAGGAAAAAGAGGAAGAAACUGCUACUAAAGUUGAUCUUAUGAAUUCUCCGGAAGUUGAUGAUGAAGGUUUUUGUAUAAGACCUAAAGAUGAGAAGGGUAGUGGGUACUCUUCUUCAGAUUCAGAUUCUGAAGAAGAGAGAGAACAAAAGAUACAUGUUGAAAUAAAACCAAUUAGCAAUGGAAAUGCUCCAAUGUCAGCCAGUGUGGAUGAGCUCAGGGCUACAGUUGAAAACAUUAGCUUGUACAAAAUUGGUACGACCAGACGGGGUUCAAAUGCCAAUGCAAGUAAAGCAAGCAGUGAUUUAUUAGACUUGAACUUCUUUCAAAGUCCAAACCCCAGCAACCCAACCUCACCUCACGGUAAUGUUUCGAAUCCCUAUGCUCCAUUACAAACGAACCAGUCGCAUUUACUCGAAAGUCCCACUCCUGUUUCGACCGCCGAUGUAGGCGAUUUGUUCUCGGAGGUUGGUGAAAUGAGUCAAUCGAAUUUUCGAACGUCGACACCAACAAUUUCGACUAUUUCGCUUCCUCGUCCGCCGUCGAGGCGUUCCGAAGGUGAUUUCCGUACCGCAGGCUCAUCAGGGUCCCGCGGUCCUUCGCCGCUAACAAUAGGCAUGGCGGAUACUAUACCCUUAGCGGUAGCUUUCCAUGAAAUUAUACACUCCUACUUCCGAGGGACUGAGGAAGCUAAAUGUCAAGUAAAAAUGUCGGGCGACAUGAUGCUAUCCUUCCCAACAGGCAUCGUAGGCGUACUCGCUAAUAAUCCUAAUCCAGCGAAACUUUGUUUUAGGCUGAAAAAUAUACAUAGACUUGAUAACGUUUUGCCUAACAAACAACUAAUAAGUAUAAACGCCAUGAUGUCCACUCGCGAUACUACAGUCGUAGAAUUUAAUAUGCCCGCGUUAACGUCACUUUUAAAACGACAAUCGGAAAAGAAUCCAACAGCGCAAUAUUUUAAUGUUGAUAUUCUGAAGUAUCAAAUACGACCUAAAACAGGCGCAGCGUCGUGUCCAUUACAAAUGGUGUCUUAUUGGAAAUGCGAGCGUGAUCACACGGAUCUUAAAGUAGAUUACAAGUACAAUCUUCACGCUAUGAGCCCACCUUCACCAUUGCUUAAUGUCUCUGUGUGCGUACCAAUGAAUGGUUCCGUUAAAAACGUCAUUGCAAUGCCUAAAAAUACCUGGAAUUCAGAAAACGAACAAGCGAUGUGGCGCUUUACAGAACUAUCGCAACAUUCAGAAGAUAGAGGCGUAGGUUCGCUGAGAGCCCGUUUCGAGCUGAGUAGCGGACCUUCUUCUAAAACAACAAUUUCAGCUCAAUUCAAUUGCGAAGGGGCAACACUAUCGGGCAUCGAGUUCGAAUUAAUUGGGAGCGGGUAUCGUCUGUCUCUCGUGAAGCGUCGCUUCGUAUCCGGAAAAUAUAUUUGUGAUAGCGAUACAUAAUGAUCGGGCCAAUCUUUUAUAACUUUUGCAUGUUGAGUAUACUGUCGGAAUAUAAAGCAUAGUUUUGGGUAUAACUCUGAACUGUAAAUCUUUCGUACCUUAUGGGACUGUUUCCUGUCCGCUGAAAUAAAUUAGAUCACAUUAUUUGUCAA